CGCGUCGUCCCGCACAUCGCACGCACCGCGAGAGAGAAGCAGAAGACGACCACGAUUUCGCCGGCCGCAUCAGUAGCACAAGCCGCCGCGCACACGAGGAGAUUAUAAAGUUCGCUUUCUCUCUCUCCCUUUUCUCUCUCUCUCUCUCUCUGUUUUUCCUCUCUCUCUCUAUCUUCCUCUUUCUAUCUUUCUCUUGAAACAAGAUGUUGCUUGGUACGAGAUUGCAAGCAGUGGCGAUCUUAUCGAUGUCGCUGUUGCUCCAGCUCGCCGAGUCGAGAGUUUGCCAGACUUGCCGAAGAUCGUCGACGGCGAAAAAUCAAAUUGCAUCGAGGAGACAGUUUCAGAGACAAAUAGCAACGACGACGACGAUCGCGACGGCAGCAGUGGCGGACACGACGGAGCCGAGGACGCUCUUGCCCGCAACAGAAACUUUUAUCGAUCUCGUUCGAUCGACAGGAUAUUACGCCGAGGAGUACAAUGUCACGACUUCGGAUGGGUAUAUCUUGACCAUACACAGGAUGCCCGGAAGUCCGAAAAAGCCGCCCGCAGCCAAUAAGCCGGUUGUUCUCAUGGUGCACGGGCUUCUGGCAGCAUCCGACAUUUGGGUACUGCGCGGUCCCAGCGAAGAUCUAGCAUUCAUGCUGGUAGACGCGGGCUACGACGUUUGGUUCAUGAACACGAGAGGAAAUUUUUACGGUAGACGCCACAAACGAUUGACCCCCAAGGACUCUAAAUUUUGGCGAUUCAGCUGGCACGAAUCCGGUAUGUACGACAUGCCGGCGACGAUCGAUUACGUCCUUACCGCCACUGGGCAAAAGAAAUUGUCGAUGGUCGGCCACUCGAUGGGCACGACCAUGGCGCUGGUCCUGUUGUCCUUGAAGCCCGAGUACAAUGCCAAGGUCGAGAUCGUCGUCUCGUUCGCGCCCAUCGCCAUAUUCACGCAUCUGCUGCCGGGCCCGGUGAACACGAUGGUCGUGCGAUAUGGAAAGCAGUUGCAGAAAACGCUGAAAGCCUUGGGAAUUAACGAAGUUUUCCCCAGGAAUCCGACCCUUCUCGGCCUCUACGCGACCAUUUGUCAGACGCCGAAAAUAGAGAUAUUGUGCCAAAAGUUUGCUUUGAGCAGUGCUGGAUUACUCAAGUCCAGUAGCUUCGAUGCCUUUCAUAUGAACGUGAUGAACAAAGUUUUGAGACACUAUCCACAAGGAUCGUCGCUGGAAACUCUCCUGCAUUACCGACAAAUUCUGAUGAGCGGAAAAUUCCGCCAGUACGACUUUGGACCGGAGAGGAAUUACAUGCGCUACAAAAAUGUCACACCACCGGAAUAUCCCAUCGAGAAAAUCACCGUACCGUUCGUCCUUUAUUACGGGAUGAACGACGCAUACACAACUAAAGAGGAUGUGCACGCGUUGAUGUCGAGGCUGAAGAUAGCCGAGGGCAAAGAGGUGCAGCACGACCGCUUCUCGCAUCUGGACUUUUUGCUGUCGAAUCUGACGAAGCCGCUAGUCUACCGAGACGUGAUGCACGCCAUCGAGGUUCACCAUCGAGGAAAGCCAAGUAGCAGCAGCCCAGCAACAGCAGCUGCGGCCAGCAGCUCGGGGGCCAAGGCGAGCGAGUACGGCAGAUUAGCGCCCAGCACAGUGGCGGUAUGACGAACGAUUUGGCCGACGAUCGCGAUGAUCUCCUUGCGAACGCUGAUUCCAAUCUUUAUCCGUGCAUAAAUAACGCGAUGCAAUCGAAUAUUUAUUGCUUAAUCGAUGCAUUGCGUGUUACAUGUUAAAUAUUCAGAUAACUGAGAGGUAAUACAAAAGUAUUUCAAGGGUUCAUCCGAAUGUCGCAGCGAUUGUAGAGUCUUUAUUAUUAUGUUGUCUUUAUAAGCUUUGUGAUUUUAGAUUACCAAUCGAGCAUCGUAGAUUAAAUUUUUGUGUACUGUUGUUUUUAGUCAGAUCUCACGCUUGUUGGCUGCAAUGGUUUUGCCUUGACAUUGAAAAUACGCUGACGAAAUAUUUAGUCAAUUACAAUAAUUUAAGACAAAAUAUUCAUUACUUAUAAUUACAUUUUCACCAUGUGUAUAGUUUCUGUAGUCACUUGAAAUUUUGAACUUAAAUCGUGUUCAAUAUAUUUGUAAAAUUAUGAUUGAGAUAGUAGCUUUCAAAAAUCAUUAAUGAUAUCUACGGAAAAAAUUGAAUUACCCCUGGUUGAAAUGCACAGCAUAACAUAAUUGAAGUCUUCUCCACUAGAUGGUUAGUACCUUUAUCUGUAAAUCUGCGAGUGAGAAAGUUAAAAUAAUUGUAUUAAGUCAAACAUUAUAUGUCCAUGAAACAUUGAAAAGAUUAUUCUACCAGGGAUAAUAUUAAUUUCACCAUACGACGAGCUUAAAUUUUGAGCUAAAAUAUUUGUUCGGGUAAUUUAAAUUUUAUUAUUUACACUUUAAGAAUAGAAUAUUUAAGCUAUUUGAUAAAAAUUUAUUAUAAAUAAUUUUCACAAGCUAGAAGAAUCCAAGAAAUCAUUCGUUAAAAUGUACAUCAUUCAUAUUCACUUAUUUACAAAUCGAUAAGUGCGCAAAAUAAGAUCACAAAUUGUUGAAAAAAAAAAUUAAAUGUAUGUUACAGUACACGCGUGACGAUGAACGAUUCUAGUCACGCACUUUGCAUGCGAUUUCUGUGCGCAUUAUUUUUAUUAACGUUCACGAGUCACGCGGACGCCAUACAAUUUUUGCCAAUGCAACGUCGAGUGCGCUUUUGUCUAUAUAGUAGCGAAGAGAGAAUGAAAAAAAAUGUAAAUGCACGUCACGCGUGCAUUUUAAGUUUUGAAUAUUUUUUCCAUUGAAGUUCUAUAUACUCGAUAAUUACUCGUAUUUUGCGUUAUUUGAAGACGAUUGUAAAUCAUUACCAUUUUUUCGUAUGCUCAUAUUUUUGUAUAUAAAAAUUAAUCAUUAGCUUAGUCAAAGAAAUAAAGCGAAAGGACAUUUUU
Molecule: messenger RNA, 2970 nt
Organism: Trichogramma pretiosum
Lineage: Eukaryota; Metazoa; Arthropoda; Insecta; Hymenoptera; Trichogrammatidae
Product: lipase 3-like
Exons: 8
Coding region: 204-1649 (481 amino acids)
Biological process (GO): lipid metabolic process
Source: RefSeq, a predicted model, not a curated record